AUGUCUUUGCGCGGCCUCCGGGCGGCUCUGCGGGAGAAGCGCUUGGCGCCGGAGCGGUUGCCAGCGCUGCUGCGCCAGGCGCCGCUGGAACCUCCGGCGGCGCUGAUCGAGGCCAGCCUGUGCGUCCAUGAACUGAGCAAGGGCAGCUACUCCGUGAGCCGACCUUUGUGGGACGAGAUCUCCCGAGACUGCGUGCCUUUGAUGAGCCGGGUCCCCGUUCAGAACCUCACCCUGCUGAUCAACGCCCUCUCUGCACGGGCGCCAACCGCGACGUGGCUGCCGAGCUCGCUGCGGGCGCUGCAAGCCGCGCCGGUGGGCGCCUUCUCCGCCCAGGACCUUUGCCUCACCUUCGCCGCGCUGGCGCGGCUGUCGUUCGCGGAGGUGCCGGGGCCGCUGCUGGCGCGGCUGCUGGCGGAGGAGCUGCCUCGGUGCCUCGCGGAGGUGCAGCCCCGGGGCCUGGCGGCGCUGGCGCAUGGCCUCUCGCAGCUGCCGCCGCCGCACCAGGCGGAUGCCCGCUGGGCUCUGGAGGCCUUGGCGCCGCGCCUGGCGAGCUGCCGCGAUUUGCGCCCUGCGGAGCUGGCGCUGGCGCUGGACGCUCUGUCCCGGGUGCCCGAGCUCGGCGCCGAAAGCGGCGCCAUGCGAAAGCUGGAGGAGUCGCUGUGCGGGGCGCUGGAGGCCCUGAAACCCCUGGAGCUGGUCAUGGCCCUUUGCGCCCUCGCGCGGGCGCAGUCGACGCCGCAUCCGCCGCUGGCGGAGGCACUGCCCGGAGCGGUGCAGCGGAGCUUCCAGUGCCUGCCCCAAGCGGAGCUUUGCAUCGUGGUUCACUCCAUGGCGAAGUUGGAUCUGCAGAUGGACCUGUUGCCGGCCAUGCUGGCCCACUUCUCGCGCCAAAGUUCCGCCGGCGAGGUCUCCUUGGACCACUGGGCGCUGCUGUUGCACGGCCUCGCCAAGUGCCGGCUUCGCUCCACGCAGCUCUGGGCCCAGCUGCCCUCCACGCGGUUUCCGGCGCCGCCGGUGCCGCUGAGGACCGCCGUGCGGCUGAGCCUCGCUGCGGCCAAGUCGGACGUGAAGCUGCCGGAGCUGCGGAGGCUCAUGGAGGUGGCGGCAGAGCAGCCAGAGGAUUUGGAGGACGAGGCGCUGGCGGCCUUGGUCUACACCCUGGCGCACCCUUUCUACGCCGACCGUCGCCUGCUGCUGCGCCUACUUCAGCUCGCUUCACCACGCGUUUUUGCCCAAAGCAUGGCACUGCAGAUGCGUGUGGCGCUCCUUGCGCUCUUCCAAGAAGGUGGCGUUGCGACCCUUCGGGCGGCCAGAAUACUCCAAGGGGCAGAGGCGGCCACCCGGGCGCGGGCAGACUGGCAGCUCCCACUGCGGCCCUCGGCCAUGCAGUCGGACGUCCACGAUGGCAAGCCCUACCGGCCCUUUACCAGGGAGAUCCGCGAGACUCUGCGGGCCUAUGCUGACCAGCCCCUCGAGCUGAAAAAGCUGUUCCACUUGCAUUCGUUCAUCGAGGGCGCAUGGGGAAAUUCGGUGGCUUUGCACCUUAUGGUGCACAGUGUAGCGCUGGGGAGGGGGGGUCAAUGCAGCGACGCUUGCCUAGGCACGGGAUUCAGCUGA
Effrenium voratum is the source of this 1617-nucleotide messenger RNA. NCBI's taxonomy places the organism in Eukaryota, Dinophyceae, Suessiales, Symbiodiniaceae. The record is from the annotation of a GenBank genome assembly.